GCAACAACAAUCUGCAACAACUGAAAACAUAAUGAAAUUCAUUUUGGCUUCUGUGAUUGCCCUUGGCAUUUUGUUGACAACAUGUAAUGCCGCCUGCUUCCAUCUGCCGCCUGAAAACCAGGAAGGUUGCCUUUAUAGUGGUGAGCUGCAUGAAUUGGGGAGCAAAUUUAGAACAAAAGAUUGUAUGGACUGUACCUGUGAUAUGGAUGGCUCAAUGGGAUGUUGCCAAGCCUUUGUAGAUCCGAUUGGUUAUGAUGAACAGUUAUGCGAAAAGGUGUUCAAUGAGCAGUCCUGCUCUUACAUUGUGAGGAAGAAGGACAAUCCAGCUGAAACCUGUAAAGUUACAUCCAGUAUAGGUUAAACUCCUGUGCUCAUCUCCUAGGGGAAAAUGUUGUUUUCCAGGGCUUUGGGAUAAGGCCUUUGGCUGCCUGUGAGUUACUGGGAACGGUGAUUCAUCAACAGCUGCAGAGGCUUCGCUUGGCUCGAGGUCAUGGCUCCCUUUUCUCUGUUUGUUUGAGCAUUGUACAAAAUAAAAUACAUGAAAAAUAACAAAA
Messenger RNA from Xenopus tropicalis (tropical clawed frog), 554 nucleotides. RefSeq names its product microseminoprotein, beta, gene 1 (gene msmb). Gene Ontology annotation, cellular component: extracellular region. NCBI's taxonomy places the organism in Eukaryota, Metazoa, Chordata, Amphibia, Anura, Pipidae. Bases 32 to 361 code for a protein of 109 amino acids. The transcript is spliced from 4 exons. The record is from RefSeq and is a predicted model, not a curated record.